This is a messenger RNA of Fusarium redolens, 1702 nucleotides long. RefSeq lists its product as uncharacterized. The transcript is spliced from 3 exons. Gene Ontology annotation, molecular function: protein binding. The record is from RefSeq and is a predicted model, not a curated record. NCBI's taxonomy places the organism in Eukaryota, Fungi, Ascomycota, Sordariomycetes, Hypocreales, Nectriaceae. The coding region runs from base 360 to 1496 and encodes 378 amino acids.
CUUCAUCAUUUCUUUAAUUUCUAAUGCAGCAUACGAAUCUUUCGACUGUUAGCACUUACUGUUGACUCAACAAAUAGUCUCGAUUAGGCAUGGCCUUCUGCUAAGCUUUCGUAGUUGAGCUUAUGUGAACUGGAUCAUUGUUUCAAUCAUGACGCUGGAUUCCAGUUAAUAUCGUGGUUUCUAUGUUCUAUUGGUUCUUGUUCUAGGCACGGUAGAUAUUUCGGAUCUGGGAUGCCGAGUCGAAACAUAUAUAGAUACGCGGUUGACAGUCUCAAUGAAGACGUCUCAAGCACCAAGCAACUCACAGCUGCCCUCACUCUUCACUCUUCACUCACUUUUGGCACUCCAUACAAAUCACAAUGAAGUUCAUCAACGCCCUUCUUCUUACAGCCUCGCUCACGCAGGCCCAUCCUAAGCCUCACAAGUCUGAUCGGGCAUUAUACUUCCUCGACAGCGACCCCCAGGGAGCUUCUGUUGUCUCAUUCAACAUUGCCAAGGAUGGCUCCCUGGGUCGGCCACAGAGAACUUCCACUAGUGGAAAGGGUCUUAUUGGUAACAACAUGAAUGGCCCUGUGCAGAUGGAUCCCCUCUUCUCUCAAGGCUCUAUCGUUGUGAGCGGAAACCGCCUGUUUACAGUAAACGCUGGCUCCAACACUCUGGCCGCUUUCCAUAUCCCCAAGGAAAAUCCAGCGCACCCUGUUCUCCUUGGAGAGCCCGUCGGUACUGUAGGCACGGUACCUAACACCGUAGCCUACUCGCCCAAGAACAAGCUCGCCUGCGUUGCCAAUACCGGUACCAAGCCAGGAGUUCAGUGCUUCACUGUCUCUAGCUGCGAUGGUCUCAAACCCCAGGGCAACCUCAAGCCUCUGCCCGUCUUCAAUCAGACUUCUCCUCCAACAGGACCUCCCAACACUGUUUCCAACAUUCUCUUCAACCCUUCUGAGACGGCUCUUUUUGUCACAAUCAAGGGCAACGGCAUGGAGAGCGGCUUCGUUUAUGCUUACAAGGUCGAGAACGGUCGUGUGAGUGAGGAAGCCGUCAAGUCACAACCUAAGAACCUGCCAGUUGCUUUCGGAAUGGGCUUUAUUUCGAAGCACUCUGCCGUUAUUUCCACGCCUGCUUAUGGUGCAGCAUUCGUGUCCAUCGCUGAGGAUCUCACUGUGUCCAUCAAGACCAAUAUUACCGUUCCAAAGCAGAUAGCAACUUGCUGGACCGCUACUUCAGCCGAUUCUGGCUCUGUCUAUCUCCUCGAUGUCGCCGUUCCCGACGUUGCUACUCUCAACGCCGAGACUAUGACCAUCGGACGGACUCUCCCUGGAUAUGCUGCUGGCAAGGGCAACUUCGAUGCCAUCAUUAGUGGCUCCAAGCUCUAUGCUCUGCAGGCUGCUCCAGCGAUUGCUGUAUUUGACCUCAAGCAUAGUUCUUAUGGCCCAAAAGUGAUCGACUUGAGCGGACUUGGAAAUCGUGCUUCUUGGACUGGAAUGGCUUUCUACUGAUACAGCCUUGUUUCAUAAGACCCCGAUGAGAAUAGAACCCCCUCAGCAAAGGUAUUUGAGUUACUUCGAAUAUGACCUGUUAUAGUUGUUUUUCACCUGCAUUUACUUCGCUUCUUUCUUCUUAUCAGACAAGAGUAAGGGAGCUAGCUCAAAUCGGGUUGGAUCCUUGAAUUUCGUAUUGAUAAGCAUUUCGCAACAAAAUACAG